AUGUCCCGUUGUACGAUAAACUUUGAACGGGAAGCAUUUUGUCCCGUUUUUAGAAUAGGGAGUAUAGAACAGUUAAAGAGACUAAUUACUCAGCCAUUGGAUCAAUAUUUCAAGUUAUUGGGUAAACAAGGUUAUUUGGAAGUCCAUCAAAAUAAUCUUUACCAUAAAAACUGUGUUCAAUUUGCUUUUUACUUCAAAAAAAAUUAUUUGAAUCCAAAGAACAUUGUAGUUAACAUGAUUGAUACCCAACGCAUGAAAGAAAUCAAAGAAAAUCGUGAACGUUUAGUACCAAUAAUUAAGUCCAUAUUGUUCCUAGGUCAAAAUAUUGCACUUAGGGGUCACAGGGACGAUGGCCAACUUUCAUCUCCAAAUAUGUCAUUAGAUUUUAGUUCAAACACUAAGUCAAUAACUAAUCAAGGAAAUUUUCGGGAACUUCUUAAAUUCAGAAUAGAUGCUGGCGAUAAAAAUCUUGAACAUCAUCUAAUGUCUACUUCUAAAAAUGCUACAUAUAUAAAUUAUCCCCUACAAAACAGCUUAAUUCAGUGUUUUGGAAAAUAA
Messenger RNA from Sipha flava (yellow sugarcane aphid), 558 nucleotides. RefSeq lists its product as uncharacterized. NCBI's taxonomy places the organism in Eukaryota, Metazoa, Arthropoda, Insecta, Hemiptera, Aphididae. The coding region runs from base 1 to 558 and encodes 185 amino acids. The record is from RefSeq and is a predicted model, not a curated record. The transcript has a single exon.